AGCGACGAAUUACUCAGUCAAGCAGCUGUUAUGGCGCCAGCAUCGGACAACAACAACCAGGAUCUCGCCACGAAGAAAGCUAAACUGGACAGCACCAACACAGUGAUCGGUAUGGGCAUCACGAAAACAUCACGCGUGGUGCACAUCCGCAACAUCCCAAAUGAGGUGAGCGAGGCGGAGAUUAUGCAGCUGGGUUUGCCGUUCGGACGCGUCACGAAUGUGCUGGUGCUGAAGGGCAAAAAUCAGGCAUUUAUCGAGAUGGGCGACGAGACGGCCGCUUCGACAAUGGUGAGCGUGUUCCAUGCCAACCCACCGCCACUGCGCGGCCGUACGGUGUACGUGCAGUACUCGAACCAUCGCGAACUGAAGAUCGACCAGAACCAUAACGUCACAAAUGCACUGCAGGCACAGGAUCUCACGCAGUCUCCUACAGGAUCGCCACUGCCCUUGGCGAUCGAGCAUACGAACAGCAACUCGCAGAACGCGACCAGCAACAGCACGAACAACAGCUCCAGUGGCGGCGGCGGUGGUGGCGGUGGAUCCGGUGCUCCCAACACCGUGCUGCGAGUGAUCGUCGAGUCACUGCUCUACCCGGUCUCGCUCGACGUGUUGCACCAGAUAUUCCAGCGAUUCGGGAAAGUGUUGAAAAUCGUCACCUUCACCAAAAACAACUCGUUCCAGGCGCUGAUCCAGUACCCAGACGCGCAGACAGCCCAGAAUGCACGGGCGUCUUUGGACGGCCAGAACAUCUACAACGGAUGUUGCACCCUGCGCAUCGACAACAGCAAGCUGACGGCGCUGAACGUGAAGUACAACAAUGACAAAUCACGGGACUACACGAACCCGUCGCUGCCGUCCGGCGAACCGGGCAGCGACGUGAUCGCCAGUGCAGGUGGGCUCGUGUCCGCAAGUGACCUGCUGCUGCUGGCUGCUGGCCAACGGCCGCAGCUAUCCCGCGACCGUCUAGUGAACGGCUUAGCGACGCCAGGUGUUAUGCCACCGUUCGGGCUUGGGCUCGGUUCGCCAGCCCUUGCCAGCGCCUACGGAGGUGCUCUGCCCAGCUUGAACGCGUUCGCACUCGCCUCGAAUGGAGCGCUCGGAACGCCGAAUCCGGCCAACGUCCGGGGACUCUCGAACGUGCUGCUCGUUUCCAAUCUCAACGACGAGAUGGUCACGCCUGAUGCUCUAUUUACCCUCUUUGGAGUGUAUGGUGAUGUACAACGUGUAAAGAUUCUCUACAACAAGAAGGAUUCAGCAUUGAUUCAGAUGGCUGAACCAUAUCAGGCGUAUUUGGCUAUGACCCAUUUGGAUAAGCUCCGCAUCUGGAACAAGACGAUCCGUGUGAUGCCGAGCAAACAUCAGGCGGUGCAGCUGCCGAAGGAAGGCCAACCAGACGCCGGACUGACCCGCGAUUAUGCACAAAACCCGCUGCAUCGAUUCAAGAAACCGGGCAGCAAAAACUACCAGAACAUCUAUCCACCAUCUGCUACACUGCAUUUAAGCAACAUUCCAGCUACCGUGACCGAGGAUGAAAUCAAAGAAGCAUUCACCAAGAACAGCUUUGAGGUGAAAGCUUUCAAAUUUUUCCCGAAGGACCACAAGAUGGCGCUGAUACAGCUGAGCUCGAUCGAAGAGGCGGUGUGUGCGCUUAUCAAGAUGCACAACUACCAGCUGUCUGAAUCGAACCAUUUGCGCGUCAGCUUCUCCAAGUCCAACAUCUAA
Molecule: messenger RNA, 1722 nt
Organism: Anopheles nili
Lineage: Eukaryota; Metazoa; Arthropoda; Insecta; Diptera; Culicidae
Gene: heph
Product: polypyrimidine tract-binding protein 3
Exons: 10
Coding region: 31-1722 (563 amino acids)
Biological process (GO): mRNA processing; regulation of RNA splicing
Cellular component (GO): nucleus
Molecular function (GO): mRNA binding
Source: RefSeq, a predicted model, not a curated record